CGUCUCCAGAGUCGACACUAGUUAUUAACUAGCUCGGAGUUGCCGAUCCUCACCUAUUUCUCCUUCGACCAAAACCGCCGAGAAUUUGUUAUCAACGAUUUCAUAUUGGGCACCAUCAACCUUCAACACUGAGAAGAAGCCGGUUUCAAUUGUCGACUCGCUACCUCGGUUCUUAUUUCGAGGCUGCGGGUAUUUUCGAUCCCGCCCUUUCCGCACAGGGCUUUUUACGACGCCAAUUCGAGCAAGAGAAGGAGUUAACGAGUCAAAAUGUCUCUCGCCAGGGCGUUCACGACCCGAAGGGUCAAGCAGAGUAUUCAGGCGGCGGAAGAGAGGACGAAUGGUCGCAGCAAUUCAGUGAGGGGGUCGGUCGGCACCCUGAGGCACAAGAUCUCGAGCCCUGUCGAACUCAUUCACACCACCAAUAUGCUCUCCUAUAAUGCGCCAGAUAUCCACCCCAUGUCGGCAUCAUCAACGGGCUCGUCACAGAGGUCUGACGACGACAUGUCCGAUAGCGCUCUCACGAAUGGUACAACCCCGCCCACAAGUCCCGAUGUCGAGUCGCCUGCCAAAAGGUCCCGGUCCCCAGAGCCGAACCACCUGUCCUGCUUCUUCACCGUCCCCCCCACCCAGCAACAGACCCCCGCUCCCGCUCCCGCUCCCGCAGCCCGACCCGAGGCGCCAGUGGUUCCGCAACGCGCUGCCUCCCACUCCAAGAAGCAGUACAACACGCUUGUGCGGCAGCGGUCAGCGUCGGGGCUAUCCCAGCAAUCCCAGCGCACCGUCUCGACAAAAGCCAGCUUUACCUUCUCGCGGUCCUCGUCCACCAGCACAAGUACCAGCGUCAGCUCGACCCCAAUGCACCACCACCAGCACAAGACCAAGCUCUCCAGCACCGCGAGCCCAGCCCCGGUCCCGACGCCACCCUCGCCACCCCGACAACAAUUAAACCCUCGACCGCAGCGCAGCAACAGCAACAGCAGCAGCCGGAAGGACUUCUCCUCUGAAUCACAACAACAACACCAACACCAACACCAACACCAACAACACCACCACCACCACCACCCGUUCGGCAACGAGCUAGCGCAGGUGUCGGAGCUGGCCGAGGAGUACGGCGUGCAGGAGCAGCUGGCCGACGCGGCGGAGCGCGAGGAGCAGGCCAUGCUGCAGAAGGGCCUGCUCAAGUUCACCGCCGACGAGUACAUGAGCGACGUCCGCGGCUUGUUUGCCAGCUUCAUGGUCCCGCCGCGGCCGGUGGCUGCGGCGUGGAUUUGAAGUUUGAAGUUGGGUUUGGUUUUUGGGGGGUGAAAAGGGGGGGGGGGUUCUACUCGGCAUUUGAUGUGCUGCCAUUCGUUCUUCUGUAUAUACUUUUUACGGGA
Chaetomium fimeti is the source of this 1376-nucleotide messenger RNA. RefSeq lists its product as uncharacterized. NCBI's taxonomy places the organism in Eukaryota, Fungi, Ascomycota, Sordariomycetes, Sordariales, Chaetomiaceae. The coding region runs from base 268 to 1272 and encodes 334 amino acids. The transcript has a single exon. The record is from RefSeq and is a predicted model, not a curated record.